Molecule: messenger RNA, 1914 nt
Organism: Pseudocercospora fijiensis CIRAD86
Lineage: Eukaryota; Fungi; Ascomycota; Dothideomycetes; Mycosphaerellales; Mycosphaerellaceae
Exons: 1
Coding region: 79-1779 (566 amino acids)
Source: RefSeq, a predicted model, not a curated record
CCCGAAUAUUAUUGCAUUGCCAGGCUCCUGCUUUCGAGACGCCAAGAACGGUGACAUCAACUCGAGAUCAUCUCGAGUAUGGCGCGCUCACGCCGACGCGAAGACCUCACAGAGUCAUGGGACGAUGUAGGCGAUUCGUACGAGGAGGAGGAGGAAACUUUGUGGGACGAAGACGAAGAACGCGACGAGAUGGGGAGCGAAUAUCGAUCGAGCGCGAGGCAGACUCGAGCCACGAACGGCAGUACAAAGUCGAUUGAGGAAGCGCCAGAUCUUCCGCGCCGGAGAAAUUUGAGGUCCUCUGUAGAGCCUGAGUUGGUCAUGCCAUCCUCGCCAGACGGCGGAGCAAAGGCAGCGACGUCUCGGAGACGAGAUGCGACACCGAGAUUCCGAUUAAACGAGCGAAGCAACACAAGCGAUGCGGGGCAGAUUCGUAGAACUACGCGCGCCGCAACACCGAGGAGUAGAAUGAUCGAGAGGAGUAUGACGAGCGAUGCAGGCAGAAUGCGAAAGAGCAGGCUGAAGGAAUACGACGCGGCUGAUUAUGAGUCCGAGGAUGAGCCAGCGACGGCAAGAUAUGCGGCCACGAUAUGGCAGCAGAUCAUCCGACCACUUCUGGUAUACGCGACAGGUGUUACAGGAUAUGCGCUGAACAACCUCAAGCCGAUCUUGGGAUGGAUACUGCUGAUAUACGUUCUGACUGCGUCGAUGGUCUUCUUCUCGGGCUUUUUGACGAACAGCAUAAAUAAUGCUCUCAGCCCAAUAUGCCGCCUACCAUUUACCGGCAGUCUACCAUUCUGUCCGGACCCAGAAUUGCGCGAGCUACAAGGACCAGCAGAAUUUGACAGGCUGGUCACUACGCAAGAUGCCUUUCAGGAAGUACUCGCGAGCGCUUCCACCGGCGUCAAUUUGCCAUUGGACAUGAAGCGCAGUGAGGCGAGCAUUCGAGACCUCAAGCACGUGGUGCAGUACUCUCAUCUGCCUUCGAAGAACCAACUCGUGUUCGAAUUCGAUGGUUUCAUUGGGGUUGCGCGAGAGGCAAGCCAAUCCUUGAGCAAAUUCAACAGCCGCAUCGGCCGAGCAGUCGAUCACAUCCUUUCCACGAACCGGUGGACGUUAAGUGUCAUUGAUGGAGUGGAGCAAAAUGAGGCUGCUAAGGGCACAUUGUCUAAAUGGGUCACUAGCAAUCUCAACAUCUUUGCCCCAUUUCAGCCUCUGAGCAUGUCUCGCGACAUUAUUCUCGACCAAUACCUUCGCCACACCGAUGCUGUCGAAGAACAAAUCAUGAGCCUCAUCGAUGAGGCUCUGGUGCUUCAAGGAAUGCUGAAUGACAUGGACAACCGCCUCGACGAAAUCCAAGGUGUUGCCACUCGCGACGGAGUCCGCAUUGGAGUCGAUAAAGACGAGCUCUUUUCCACACUCUGGACUAAAUUGGGCGGCAACAAGAACACAGUCCAAAAGCUCAACUCCCAAAUCGACCUCCUCAAUUCCGUCCAACACUAUCGUCGCAUGGCUUGGGGUCACGUCACCAGCACUUUACUGAAAUUGCAAGAAAUCCAAGCAAGCCUUGAAGAUCUGAGAGAAAGAGUCGGUAUGCCCGAAGUCGUGGGUACCCAUAAGGUUCCUUUGGAAGUUCACAUCAGUAAUAUCCAAUUGGGAAUUGAGAGGUUGGAGAAGCAGAGAGAUGCGAAUCGACAAAUUGAGCAAGACAGUUUCAGGAAGGUUUUGGAUCGUGGAGAGCAGGUUGAUCGGAGAGGGAUUGGGAGUAAGCAGGAGCUUUGAAGAAGAUUGCAGCACAGAGCAGAGCAGUGAUUGGUUGUGAUGAGACAUGAUUUGUACGAUGAUACCCAUACUUGUAUGUAGAGGGACUAAGCAAGUAUACCUGAGCUGGAUUACACAUGGACUGCAUUGGAAGUG